Messenger RNA from Apiotrichum porosum, 2553 nucleotides. RefSeq lists its product as uncharacterized. The record is from RefSeq and is a predicted model, not a curated record. Gene Ontology annotation, biological process: regulation of DNA-templated transcription; DNA-templated transcription. The transcript has 10 exons. Lineage: Eukaryota; Fungi; Basidiomycota; Tremellomycetes; Trichosporonales; Trichosporonaceae. Gene Ontology annotation, molecular function: DNA-binding transcription factor activity, RNA polymerase II-specific; DNA binding; zinc ion binding. Bases 1 to 2553 code for a protein of 850 amino acids.
AUGUCGCCCCCACCAGAAACCUCCCGAGUAGAGCCACCCAGGAAGAGGAAGAAGCGUGCUCACUUUUCAUGUGCCGAGUGUCGACGCCUCAAGCUCAAAUGCGAUCGCCAAGUACCGUGCUCCAACUGCGUGCGGAGGCGAUGUGUCGACUUGUGUCCCGAUGGCACAAGACCUGUUCGAGCGACCGAGGAGAGCUUGGAGCUCAAGGAACGUCUUGAGGCCCUCGAAAGCAUCCUCGCCAGUAAUGGCAUCGCGAUCCCAGACAAGAUGAAGCGGUCCGAGUCGCGCGAACUGUCUUCAUCGCCGGCCCCGCAGCCCGACGAAGUGCGAGACAGCGCCGUCCGGGACGCUGGUACCCCAUCGUCGUCGACAGCACAACGCACCAGCGCCAUCCAGGAAUCGCCGCGUUUCGCUCCCUCAGUGUCGAGCGCGCGCGACGACCCCAUGCCGACGUUUGUGCCGCCCAUGCCGCCGUCUGCGUUGACGCCGGUGCGCUUCGACUUUAGCCACCCGGGCCCAUCGUCGCACCCGUCGCAGCAGGCACAAACGCACUACUUUGAGUCGCCAAACAACGUCCUCACGGGCAUGUCCCCUGACGAGCAGAGUUUUGGCACGCUCGUCAUCAGCCAGUCCGGCCGGUCAAAGUACCUCGGCCCCACGGCCGCGAGCGAGUGGCUCAAGGAUCAAGAGAUCCUCGAGUCACCAGGCGCGUCCCGUGCAGCGUCGCCGACCCACCGACAGGUCGAUCUCCCCGACACGGGCGAGGUGCCGGCCCAGUUUCCAUUUGGCGGUGCGCUCAAGGCGAUCAGCACAGAAUACCUCCUGUCCAAGCUGCCGCCGCUGGACGAGGCGUGUGUGUUCGUGGACUCGUACUAUCGAUACUUUGCGUGGCACUUUGACGUGUCCCCGCGAGAGACGUUCCAGCCCCUCUUUGACCGUGUCUACUCGCAGUAUGCAUCGCGCGCCAACCUGGAUAGCUUGGCGCUGCACGAGCUCGCGCUCGUGUUCAUCACUCUGGCACUCGGUGCACUGCACAACCUCGAGCUACCCCCAAACGACCCCUUGGCGGAAGAGUUUUUCAACCUGUCCAAGAGCGCGCUCGCCAAGGGCCAGUUUAUGAUCUACAACACCAUUGCGGCCGUCCAGACCAUACACAUCAUGGCGCACUUUUGCCUCGAGACGGAGCGCGGGCGUAAUGGCGACAAUGCGUGGCCACUGUGGGGUCUGGCCAUGCGCAUCAUCCAGGCCAUGGGUCUCCACCGCGACCCGAGCCGCUGGAACCUCGAGCCGCAUGUCGUCGAGGAACGUCGCCGGGUGUUCUGGGAGUGCCAUGCCGCAGACAUUUUCCAGGCAAACUGCUUCUCACGGCCAAACUCGAUCCACCCAGACUACAUGGACACGGCGUACCCUUCUGAAAUGGUCUACUCGCGGUUCUCGGAAAGCCUGUCGGCCGAAAAGGGCUUUGCGACACUCAAGUUUGAGCUGUGUGGAAUUGCAGGCUCGGUCCUGGACCAUGCCAUGAAGGUGCACGCGCCGCCAUACUCGACCGUCAUGGCACUGCACGAGAAACUAACCAACUUUGAAGGUCAUGUCCCCUUCCACCUCCGCUGUCGCUCGGUGCUCCUUGCCUUGCCGUCGCGGUACCCCGACUCGGAGGUUGCCAUUCGCGAGUCGCCAGAGGAGAGCAAGCGCGACCUGCACCGCACGUUCCAGCAGUUUACGCUAUACCUUAACAUCACCGAGUCGAUCAUGUUCCUCCACCGGCCGUACUUCGUUCGUGCACUGCACGAGCAGCUCCCCGACCCGACGAGGAGCGUGUACGGGCAGUCAUACCUCACCGUCGUGGAGCGGUGUAACGUCAUCAUCCAGAUCGUAUCCCGCAUCCACGCACUCCAUCCCAACGUGACCGCCCGCCACUGGUACUUUUGGUACCACGCGUUCAACGCCGCCGUGUGUGUCGGCACAUUGAUCCUGACCAACCCGACCAACCCGCUGGCGGGCUUUGCCCUCGCGCAGAUCGACUCGGCCAUUGCGCUGUACACGGCCGCCGUGCAGGGCCGCGCGUCUCGGCGCAUGAUCCACAACCUCCAGUGGCUGCUCCGCCUGCGCCAGCGCGCCAACGACAAGAUGGUGCGCGCGGCCAAGGCCGCCACGACGGGCGAAGCGGGCGCUGAGGCCGUGGACGGCGGUGGUGGCGGUGGUGGCGACCACGGCGACUCGGACUCGGACGUCGAGCUCCUGGGCUGGCGCACGCGCCUCAUUCAGCGCGCGGCAAAGUCCCAAACGGCCACGACCAUUUCGCUGCCCUCGCCGCUCAACUCGGCCACCAGCGCCAGCCCCAACGCCGCCGUCGCCGCUACCAUUACGAAUGCGCUGCAGGCGCAUUUCGCGCCGGCGUCAGAUGUGCUGGCUCGCGGAGAGACGAACACGAGUCCACAGGGUGCGAGCACGGAUGCUUUGUUCUGGGACCCGAUGCUGCUGCAGGAUAUCCCGGACCUCAUGGGGAAUGUCAAUUCGUUUACCAUGGGAUGGGACUGGGACUCGACCGUGUAG